Molecule: messenger RNA, 2448 nt
Organism: Penicillium oxalicum
Lineage: Eukaryota; Fungi; Ascomycota; Eurotiomycetes; Eurotiales; Aspergillaceae
Exons: 1
Coding region: 1-2448 (815 amino acids)
Source: RefSeq, a predicted model, not a curated record
AUGUCAUCUCGCACGAAUACCCCCGCAUUCAAUCGUCGUCGACUACCCUCUAUUGGCGAGACGCCGGUAGAUGUACAUCCCCCCACGUUUUCGCGCUCUCGCUCGUAUAAUACUAGCAACUAUGGCUCAACUUCAGAAACUGAUGAUGCGAGCACACACGGGCAUGGCCAAGAGACACAAGCUGCAGACAGUAGCUUGUUGACUUUGUCUUCCGCGAGAUAUAACCCUGCUCAGGAGAGUCAAUCCAUGAAGCCCAGUCCUCAAACCGCCGUUCAGGCUCCAGAUCCUUUUGCUGCACUGAAAGGACUCCCUUCUCCUGCUCCAGGUUUCAUGGAAGCUCUUCGAGAGCACUCCGAUAUUCGCAACGGCUCCAGAGAUCGGAAGCCUAAUGGGUUGCAGAUCGACUUAGUGCAGGCAGAAGAGGCACCAUACGACUCUCAUGGACUUUUACCUAGCGGAAAAAGCACAUCUUCAGCAUUUAACAGUUGUACUUCCGCCAAAAGUCCAAGUGUGAGUGGUCGCAGCAUUGAUCAAUACAUAAGCAGCCUGGAUGAAGCAAAUUACCAUGCGCGAAAGAAAAAUGGUCGGCGGACACCAGGUCAUGGCAGACGGAAUGCAGACGACGCCAGCAGCCAACAAGGCUCACGAGCAAUUAAUCCUCGUGAUCUUUCUCAGGAAGCCCGAGGUCGAAAUGAGAAAAGGUACAUUCAGCCUGCAAAACGAUCCCCGUCUUCCCCUGUGCCGAUGUCUCCCGAAGAAUUAGCACGAUACCACACUGAAGCCGAGAAGCCUUCGGAUUCACGCAAAAAGGGAUCAUCUCGCACCAGGAGCCGUAGCAAGAUGAGAAAAGCUAGCUCACGCAGUCGUCAGCGCUCAUCUAGUCGACACACAGCAAGUCGCUUCGGAGGAGACAGACAAGAUGUCACAUCCCGAGGUCGCAGUGUUGAGCGCAAUGGGUCUAGCAUACGAUCGCCAUCAUCUCCGUUGCCCAUGACUCUGCCUCAACAAGAGAUUAUUAAGGCUGAUGGCCAAGAUGAUCCUCUAAGGCUUGUCUCCGGCGACCGUCAACGCCUGCGCUCACGUCACCGCAGUGCGAGUCGCCGCCGAACGGAGCGAGGUGUCAGUGCUCACCGAGAUGAGUCUCUAGAGCCUCGCCACAAACCAUCUCAUAGCGUUCCCGAAAUCCCACAGAAUCUUGGAAGUGAAAUUGAGCAACAGAGUGCAGGGCUUGAACAACUGAGUGCCAAGGUUUUCGGUCAAGAACAUGUCUUCACAAAUGGAAACACGCAAAAGCCAGGCCCGGCAUCUGACGAUGCACACGAAAUGGUAUCACCGACUACGCCGUAUGUCAGUCUCGCCGAGCGAAAGAGAAGAGAGCUUGCGGCUGCUGAGCUUGAAGCCCGGCGCCUUUCCCUUGCUCGCAAUCCCUCAGCCCCUAAUAUUCCUUUCCCGGGGGAUUUGCACAAUGCAAGAAGCCCACUUGAGAGUCCACCAAUGGUCUCGGGGUCAUACUUCCCACGAGCACCGUCGAGAAACAAAGCUACUUCUAGCAAGACCUCACCAGGUUACCACAGUGGGUCUGACUCAAGCUCAUCCCGAUCAGGUGCCCCGUUGGGCUUGCCCGCGACACCAAGAGCGAUGAGGCAUCCCAAAUACGGAGUAAAUGGUCAUGAAGUAGAACGACCUCCUUCGGUUCCCACAAUUCCAAAUGAUUACUCCAACGGACCUCUCCUCUCCGACGCGCGCUAUCAAGGUGAGGCCGAAAGAAUUGGGCGAUCCAUGUCGGUUCCCGCUGUAGAGGCCCAUUGUGCCGCCGCUCCUGUCAGUCCUGAAAUUCCCAUGCAUCCAAGAUUCAAUCCGCAUCUCCCUCGAAGCCGUUCGAGCAGCCGGAGCCGAAAAAUGAGUCACCGACGAACAAGCUCUGGAGGCGGAUAUGUCUCCGGAACAUCUCAGCCUGUGACGAUCAGCAUCGAGGAGACCAUCGACACUGCUAUGCAACGAAGACCGUCUGGCGUACAGAUCGAGUUGAUCCCACCUCCCCCACCACCACCUAUUCUUCCGGAGCUGCAGCACCUAAAUACACCACCUCCACCACCUCCCGUCCCGUUAUCCAUGAAUGCCACCUCUCCGCGUGAAUCCUCUGCCACGAUCGAUGUCGCCAUCGACCACGCUAACAUGGGCCGCUUGCUUCCUCGCGCCAUGACCGCGGCUCCGGCAUUAAGCGGGCCUGAGAAUCGCCAGAACAACGGACAUCAGCGGAUGUCUUUCGAACAUCGCCGAAACCGAAGUUCGAAUGAGAGCUUCGCAAACAAACUGCGCAGUCUGACCCGUAUGCGCAGCAACAGCCGCAGUGUUGAGCCUUGGGGAAAUACCGAGGCAGAAUGGCCCUAUGAUGAUAUCCCUCUGACUAACGGACAGGGCAAUGGGCUCGAAUCGCGUCCGUUCUGA